UCGCCAGGGCCGCCAGGAUUAUCAGGCCGUAUCUUGUAAUUGUUUUACAGUGGUUUAAAACGUGUUUUUCUGAAAACUACUUUUGGACAUCAGUUUGUACUCAGAUCAAUAAUACGACACAGUCGCUCUCCAUGGAUUUUGUGAUUGGCGGGCUAGCCGGCGCAGGCGCAACGGUGUUUACGAACCCGCUCGACGUGGUCAAGACGCGGCUGCAGCUGCAGGGCGAGUUGCGUGCGCGCUCUAAGCACACCGUGCAGUACCGCGGCAUCUUCAAUGGACUAUACGUCAUUGCGAAGAAUGACGGUUUGCUCGCACUGCAGAAGGGGCUUGUCCCAGCUAUGUUUUUUGGAUUCGCUAUGAAUUCUGUAAGGUUAGGUUUGUAUCAUAUAGCUGAAACAAACAAAUGGAUCAUGCAUAAAGAGGGAAAUAUCAGUAUGCCCAAAGCGGCGUUCUGGGGGAGCGUGAGUGGAUACCUAAGCGGAAUUGCGGCCACCCCCUUGUCCGUAGUCAAGACUAGACUGCAGUCAGCCUCACAUCCCAGUAUCGCAGUUGGGAGGCAAUAUAGAUACACUGGCAUGAAACACGCCGUGGUCUCGAUAUACAACAAAGAAGGCAUGAAAGGCUUCUUUGCGGGCUUAAAUGCCACAUGCACUCGCUUGUUCAUCGGGAGCGCGGCACAACUUACUACAUUUUCCACCUCAAAGGAGUUCCUGCUAAAUAAUGGCAUUUGUGUCAACACGCCGCUAGGGUUGGCGUUUUUGGCCAGCUUGCUCAGCGCGGUAGUCGUCAGCCUCGCGAUAUGCCCUCUUGACGUCGCCACUGUCAGACUUUAUAACCAAGGGCCUGCGAAGCGUGGUGUGGUGCUUUACAACGGGUUGUUUGACUGUGUGGCCAAAAUAUACCGAAUUGAAGGCCUCCACGGCCUCUACAAGGGCCUUGGCCCGCUGUACCUCAGAUUAGCUCCUCACACAACCCUGUCUCUCGUCAUAUGGGACAUGCUUAACAAUAUAUUGCUACAUAAUAAAAACAGCUGA
Hyposmocoma kahamanoa is the source of this 1034-nucleotide messenger RNA. RefSeq names its product solute carrier family 25 member 35-like. Lineage: Eukaryota; Metazoa; Arthropoda; Insecta; Lepidoptera; Cosmopterigidae. The coding region runs from base 132 to 1034 and encodes 300 amino acids. The record is from RefSeq and is a predicted model, not a curated record. The transcript has 5 exons.